This is a messenger RNA of Doryrhamphus excisus (bluestripe pipefish), 4002 nucleotides long. It is a transcript of the gene hgfb, whose product is annotated as hepatocyte growth factor b. Gene Ontology annotation, molecular function: serine-type endopeptidase activity; signaling receptor binding. Gene Ontology annotation, biological process: positive regulation of protein phosphorylation; proteolysis; hepatocyte growth factor receptor signaling pathway. The record is from RefSeq and is a predicted model, not a curated record. Lineage: Eukaryota; Metazoa; Chordata; Actinopteri; Syngnathiformes; Syngnathidae.
CUGACACACGGGAGGAGGGAGGACGAGGAGGAGUAGAGUAAGCGAGGCGUGGAAGUCGUGGAAGGAGACGCAUCCUCAGCUCAGUGGUGGAAGCAACAUCUCUCUGUCAGAGUCGGACUGUUCUUUUGGACAGUACUAUUCGUCUUAAAACAAUACAUCUGUUGUGAUGUGGAUUUACAAGCUGCUGUUGACACUCUUCAUCCUGUCCUGUUCAGAGGGCAGAAGAAAUGCCCUGCAGGACUACCAGAGGACCGAUGGCGUGCAUCUGGUGGUCACGCCCCUAACCCCAUCCCACCUAACCAAAAGCAGGAAGAUCAGCAUUGCCAAGUGUGCUCGAACCUGCAGCCGCAACAAAAAACUCCCAUUCACCUGCAGAGCGUUCCUCUAUGAUCACCAAAACAGGAAAUGCCAGUGGUUGUCUUUUGACCGGAACUCACCAGUCGCCCAAUUGCAAAACGACUUGAAUUUCCAGCUUUAUCAAAAGAAAGAUUACAUACGUGAGUGUAUCGUGGGUACAGGUCAGAGCUACAGGGGGAGACGGUCGGUGACAGUCACUGGGAUCCAAUGUCAGGCCUGGGCUUCCAAUAUUCCUCAUGAACACAAAUUCAUGUCCAAGCGCUUCAGGAAGAAGGACCUCAGGGAGAACUACUGUCGUAACCCUGAUAAUUCCACCGUCGGACCAUGGUGCUUCACUACUGACCCACGAGCACACCUGAGACACCAGGAGUGUGCUAUACCACAGUGUUCCCAAGUGGAAUGUAUGCAUUGUAAUGGUGAGGAUUACAGAGGACCCAUGGACCACACAGAGAGCGGAAAGGAAUGCCAACGUUGGGACCUGGACGAGCCACACAAGCACCUGUACCACCCUGAAAGGUAUCCUGACAAGGGCCUUGAUGAUAACUACUGCAGGAAUCCAGAUGGACGCCACAGACCGUGGUGCUUUACCACAGACCCUAACACAAUCUGGGAGUACUGUAACAUCAAAGUUUGUGACAUACCUCCCAAAAGAACGGUGGUGGAAACAAGCCAGUGCUACCAGGGUAAUGGAGAAGCUUACAGGGGGAUGGUGGACAUGACCCCCACUGGGCUCACCUGCCAACGCUGGGACUCUCAGUAUCCCCAUAACCACUCGUUUAUCCCACAGGCAUACACUUGCAAGGAUCUGAGGGAAAACUACUGUCGGAAUCCAGAUGGCCAACAAUUCCCAUGGUGCUUCACGACAGACCCAAGAGUCCGCACAAUGUUUUGCACCAACAUCCCCCUGUGUGGCUCCCAAAACAAGCCUGAUUGCUACGAAGGCUUUGGAGAAAAAUACCAAGGAGAGCAGUCGAGGACGAGAUCAAACCUGCCCUGUGCUCCCUGGAGGGAACACAGUAACAGUGGCGAGAGGGGCUUGGUGGUUUCAAGCCUAGAGAGGAACUACUGCAGAAACCCUGAUAAGGACAAACAUGGACCAUGGUGCUACACCAACAAUUCUGCUAUACGAUGGGACUACUGUCAUGUCAAACCAUGUAAUGCUUCCCAGAGCAUCAUUCCAGUGGGUGAGCUGUCCUCUGUGGGUUGUUUUGUUCAUAAGAGAACCAGGAUCGUUGGAGGAGGUCCAGUGAGUGUAUCUGACGGCAGCUGGAUGGUCAGCAUACAAAAAGGGUCAAUACAUUGGUGUGGGGGUUCACUCAUACGAGAGGAGUGGGUACUCACAGACAGACAGUGCUUUUCCUCAUGUGUUCCAGACCUGAGUGAGUAUCGAGUGUGGCUGGGAGUAUCUAAUAUUCAGGAGUCUGAUUGGUCAACAAGACAGGAAGUCAGCAUCGCGCAGGUGAUAUGUGGCCCAGAAGGUUCCAGUUUGGCCCUAAUAAGGCUUUCCAAGCCUGCCCUCCCUGCAGACAACAUCCAUACCAUUCAGCUGCCUGUAGAUGGUUGUUCCAUCUCGGAAGGUACCAUGUGUAAAAUGUAUGGAUGGGGAGAGACCAAAGGUACAGGUCAUGAGGGCAUCCUAAAAGCAGUCAGUCUGCCCAUUGUGAGCAACGAAAAGUGCAGAGAGUUGCACAGGGGAAGCCUGCAUAUCACCAACUCCAAAAUCUGUGCAGGAGGCAGGAGGAACGAGGGCGUGUGUGAGAGAGAUUAUGGUGGCCCUCUGGUGUGUCAGGAUGGCGAGCUCAAGGUUAUUAUUGGCGUGAGCAUCCACGGCAGAGGUUGCGCUCGUGCCAACAGACCCGGCAUCUUCAUCAACGUGCCGUUCUACACACAAUGGAUCUACAAAGUCUUCAAACAUUACCCUGAACCAGAGCUCAGCACGGAAUAACACACAGCAAACCAGGGGAUUAAACUAACAUUGUACCAGCAACUGCAGCAAAACUCAGGAGGACUCAUCCGCUUUUAGGAUUGCUUCUUAGUAGAUGAGUAAGUAAAAUGUAAGAUUUAAACACACCAUGAACAGAUGCUGCACUCUUCAGAGCACAUGAUGGUAAUUACCAAAAAUACACAGCUGUUCAGGUGUUUAGUAGCACAUUACAGCAGCAAGUAAAGACGAGAUGGUGCCCGAAUCAGACUAAGAAAAAAUUUAACAAUUAUAAUAAUCAAACAGUGCAGUGGAAAGGACUUACUUGUUACUCCUUUUACUACUUUGAUGCUUCAGUAACUGUUGCUGCUAUUAAAAUAACAAUAUUCCAAGAUGAAAUUAUAUUUGAGAGAAAAUAGGUGUAAUUGUACAAAAGUAAAUUAGAAUUUUUCAAGUUUUAUAAGAAAGUCUUCAUGAAUGAAUUAAAAACUUUAACUUUAAAGAGUUAACAAAUUAAAAAGUCAUAAUUCUGUGUGGUAAUAUUAAAGCUGUAUUAUAAAGAAGCAGUGGAAAUAUGUAAACUGAAGCAGCAAAGUUAGCAAAACCCAAAGUUUGGCCCACCAACCACUUAAAUUCCAAUUUCCCUUCCAGCAGCAAUGAUUUACAUCACACAGACAACAUUUGAACUAGAAACUGCAACCAUAUACUUGCUUGACUUCUUUUUUCCUGGCCACGUCACCUUUGCAUUUCUUGUUAGGCUUCAGAAUUCAUUGGGCCACUGGCAAUUAAUUAGUCUUGCCGAUCAAGCUGUUAGCUCAGUCUUGCACUAUACAGAUGAUGAGAGACUUAGUCAUGAUUUUUGAAACUGAACCACCAUUCUGUAUUAACUCUAAAAUACCUCCCCCAGCCCUUAAUGCAGCAUGACCACUGGUACUGUAAGUUAAAUACAUCAUGUAGCGAUAAAGUUGUGUUAUGUGCGAAUACUUUGGAUUCCUGGCAUUACUUGAAACUUUUGAACACCAAAGUGUUGUGGCUCAGCAACAGAGUACAUCCAUGUGUUGGAGGCAGGGCUUUUAAGUGUAUAUAAUUAUUUAAUGAGUGUAUUAUGGCACUCUAUGUUGGGUCUUAUAGAUCUAUGUAUGGCAAGAUAAAUGAAUGUUGUAGUUGAAGCGAGUAUUCAUGAAUUUACAUUCAAGCUUUCACUUACAUUGUAUAAAAAAAUGCCUAUAAACCUCAUGUCAAUUGAAACCCACUGACUGUAUAUUAAUAUAUAAUGUAUAUAUAUAUACUGUAUCUGUGGAGAUGUACAGGGAUUUAGCUGGUAUAGGAGUCCUUAGAAACGUUUUUGCAAUUAGGGAUGGCCAUUUGAUUAGUCUAUGAGAGUUUUGAAAUCCUAUUCCGAUGCUGUUUGGAAGCUGAAUCAACAGCACCUCUGCUGGUUGCAGCCAAGUACUGCAUUCAAUUUUGCCAGAUAUAAACACAACCAAUGAAUCAAUUAUUAUGACCAUCCCUUUUUGCGAUACCGCUUUUUUGUAGAAAUGGACCAAAUCAAAACACUGAAAGAGGAGAACGUUCGUGUGCGCUGCUCUCCUCUACAGAUUUGUAUCGUAUUGUUACAUUUGUUCUGUAUAACCGCAUCCACUCUGAAAUAAUUGUAUUCCAAUAUGCUACAUGUCUAUGUUAUUUGACAUAUUUUAACAUAUUAAAUGUUUUCUUUAAUCUUG